Messenger RNA from Coniosporium apollinis CBS 100218, 453 nucleotides. RefSeq names its product 40S ribosomal protein S19. The record is from RefSeq and is a predicted model, not a curated record. NCBI's taxonomy places the organism in Eukaryota, Fungi, Ascomycota, Dothideomycetes. The transcript is spliced from 5 exons. Gene Ontology annotation, molecular function: RNA binding; structural constituent of ribosome. Gene Ontology annotation, biological process: ribosomal small subunit assembly; translation. The coding region runs from base 1 to 453 and encodes 150 amino acids. Gene Ontology annotation, cellular component: cytosolic small ribosomal subunit; ribosome.
AUGGCUGGAGGUGUCAGUGUCCGCGAUGUUGAGGCCAACAAGUUCAUCAGUGCCUAUGCUGCGUUUUUGAAGAGGCAGGGCAAACUACCAAUUCCCGGCUGGGUUGAUACCGUCAAGACGAGUCACUCAAAAGAGCUGCCGCCCCAGGAUAUCGACUGGUUCUACAUCCGCGCCGCCGCCGUCGCCCGCCACGUCUACAUGAGGAAGACCGUCGGCGUUGGCCGCCUACGAAAGGCCCACGGCAGCACCAAGAACCGCGGCUCGCGCCCAAGCCACCACGUCGAUGCAUCCGGCAGCGUUGAUCGCAAGGUCAUGCAGGCGCUUGAGAAGAUCGGUGUUCUUGAGCAGGACGAGGAUAAGGGUGGCCGCAGGAUUACGCAGAGCGGUCAGCGGGAUUUGGAUCGUAUUGCGAUGACGACGCUGGAGCAGGAUGAGGAGGAGGAUGACGAGUAA